GCUAAAAUACUUUGGUUGGUCACAGUGAAUGAUAAUAAUGAUAGCACAUGAGUGGUUGUUUGACUGGAGAGAUAACAUUCCACCAAUCAUAUGCAUCUAUUUCACGUUGCCAAUCUAUAUUUUUAAUGAAAAACUUUCUUAGGGGUACCCGAUAUUUCUGGGCACCCUGUACUGCUGUAGGUAAUUAAAAUUAACAUAUGAGAUCGCGAUCGCUGCUAAUAUGCUGUAAUUUUUUUUAGAAAAAUGACUAAAUGAGACUACGAAAAGACCAACUAGUAUCAAGAAUAAAUGAAUGAUAUUAUGCCUAUUGCAGUAAUAAUUAGUAAAAAAAUAUACAAUUAUCAUUAUUUAUUAUACUGCUGAUGGAUACAAACGAUGGGUUAUAGUUCCCUAGUAUACGAUGAUUAUGGUGGAUUACAUUAUGCAGAACUACCAUCUGGUUCUAGGCAUACAUUUUCCAUACUAACAUCUUUAGGGUUCAUAAGAUAUGUGUAUCUGGCUCCUGGGGCACUGAAACCAUACAUCCAGCAUUACAGCUAUACGGGUGCGCUACUUCAAGAAAUCAAUCCAUCAGAUGGCACAAGAAUUUUGUACAGAUAUCGUCAAACAGGACAGCUUUCAGGGGUGAUAUGUGGCGAUUGUAUAAUAAAAAUCAAAUAUUCUUCAAGCACCGGAUUACCAUUAAUGAUUGAUCUCAACGAUCGAGAUUUUGAAUAUCAUUGGGAACUUCAGUAUAGCAAUGGUUUGCUGCUGGAAGAACGGGUCGACUUUUCACCCAAAACCGGACUAAGUAAUGCGAAAUUCACAUUUGAUUACGAUUCAAACUUCAGACUCACUUCUAUAAGUGGAAGAAUUGGUGGCCAAAGCAUAUCAGACUUUAAAUGUGAUUAUAGCAAAGAGACUGGCAAGAAAAAUAAUUUCAGACAAUUCAAGGUAUCAUGGGCUCGUGAAAACUCCAGGUCUUACACUGAUGGCACAGCAACAUUUACCAUCCAUUACAAUAAUUAUUUCCAAUUAUCGACUAUUUUACUGGUUAUUCACAGCAUGGAAGUAUUUAGAAUGGAAUUCAGUUAUGAUUUAAAUAGUCGAAUUGUUAUUACUCAAUCUUUUACUCAAAAUGUUGGUGUCAAUUCAUUAACAACGAGUAAGAACUACAUGUGGGAUAUCGAUGGUGAAUUAUUAUCAGUUGAUGCUCAGGAAUCUUGGCAGUUCAAGUACGACCAAGAUGGAAAUAUGCUUUCGCUUACAUACAGAGGAAAAGAAAUAAAAAUGGUCAACAGCGUAUUAAAUAAGGUAGAAAAAUUCGGCGAGGGAGUUUACAAAUACAGUAACCGAGGAUUUGUGGUACAGAAUGCCAGAGAAGAGAAAUUCCAAUACACGAGAGGGUGUAAUAUAUGCCUAUGUCUACACUGCCUACAGUACAAUUAGGAGUUUCUCCAUGUGGUAACACUGCGUUGUCCUACUGGAGCUGCACCCUAGACACAGCUAGGAGCGUGUGGAACGAGCGUGUGGAACGGCGUAGUUGUGUUUUGUCUGGCCAGGGAGAUGCUUCUAUCCGGAAUAACCAUGCUUGUCUUAGUUAUUAGAACAACCUCGCUUAAAUGGAUAAUCUCGCUUAUGUUAAUCUCGCUUAGUCAAUAUGACUGUUAAUCUUGUUUAUUGUGUUAAUCUCGCUUACUAAUUGUGAAUAAUCGUCCGUAGGGACAUCUUUUUGGAUUAAAUAUACUGUUUGCGUAUG
Planococcus citri (citrus mealybug) is the source of this 1738-nucleotide messenger RNA. RefSeq names its product teneurin-a-like. Bases 376 to 1428 code for a protein of 350 amino acids. Gene Ontology annotation, biological process: motor neuron axon guidance. The transcript has 6 exons. NCBI's taxonomy places the organism in Eukaryota, Metazoa, Arthropoda, Insecta, Hemiptera, Pseudococcidae. The record is from RefSeq and is a predicted model, not a curated record.